Messenger RNA from Pediculus humanus corporis (human body louse), 882 nucleotides. Its product is annotated as proteasome subunit alpha type, putative. Gene Ontology annotation, biological process: ubiquitin-dependent protein catabolic process. Lineage: Eukaryota; Metazoa; Arthropoda; Insecta; Psocodea; Pediculidae. Gene Ontology annotation, cellular component: proteasome core complex, alpha-subunit complex; nucleus; proteasome core complex. The transcript is spliced from 5 exons. The record is from RefSeq and is a predicted model, not a curated record. Bases 1 to 882 code for a protein of 293 amino acids.
AUGAAUUUUGUUGUGUAUCUAAUCGAAAAUGUUGUAAAAACUUUCAGAAAUCAGUAUGACAGUGAUGUUACAGUUUGGAGCCCUCAGGGCAGGUUACAUCAAGUUGAAUAUGCAAUGGAAGCUGUCAAAUUGGGAUCAGCUACAGUUGGCUUAAAAAAUAAAACCCAUGCUGUUUUAAUUGCUCUCAAAAGAGCUUCAAGCGAAUUGUCAGCUCAUCAGAAAAAAAUUAUACCAAUUGAUAGCCACAUUGGAAUCUCUAUAUCAGGAUUAACAGCUGAUGCUAGAAUACUAAGUCGCUACAUGAGAACAGAGUGUUUAAACCAUAAAUAUGUCCAUGAUGAAGAAUUACCAGUUAGUCGUUUAAUUACAAAUAUUGGAAAUAAAAUGCAAGUUUGCACUCAAAGAUAUGACAAGAGGCCUUAUGGUGUAGGAUUACUAAUUGCUGGUUUUGAUGAUCAAGGCCCACACAUUUAUCAAACAUGUCCCUCUGCCAAUUAUUUCGAUUGUAAAGCUAUGGCAAUAGGAUCUAGGUCUCAGAGUGCAAGAACAUAUUUAGAAAAACAUUUAGAAGAGUUUGCCAGUUGUGGUACAGAUGAAUUGAUUAAACAUGGACUUCGAGCAUUAAGAGACACUCUUCCCAACGAAGUCGAGUUAAAUUCAAAAAACGUAUCUAUCGGAGUCGUAGGAAAAGAUACAAAGUUUGAUGUGUUUGAUGAACAAUUAACCGGUCAUUAUUUGAGCAUGGUCGAAGGAGAGGAACGUCGUGCGGGUCGUCCUUCUGAUGAUGACCCUCGACCUCCUCACGGAGAUCAACCAAGGGAUGGUGAAAGUGUACCGGAUGUUGAUGAUGCGGAUAACGAAAUCCCAAUGGACACCGAAUAA